CUGAAUUACAUCGUACUUUACCGACUAUUUGAGAUAGGAUUGUAUCUAUACUUUCUGCUGAAUAGAACUGUCAACUACAAAAUGGAAGAAAAAUUGUGUUAAAUUGAUGAACCAAUAUCUUUUAAUAUACUAGAAAUUGUGUCCAGAUUUCAUUUUUUUGUGGAAAAUAAGGGAAGCAAAAUGCUCACGAUGAACAUCCUUCAACAGUUUUGUAUAAUUUCCCUACUUGUUCCAUAUGCCCGCAGUCAAUACGUUUCGUUCCAGCAAAGUGCGCCAUCUAGUAACAUUUGCGAGAACACUAGCAACACGUCUCUAGUAGAACACUUCUUCAACCUUAUAUUUUCCGAGUUCCACAAUCAUCCGCCUGUUUGCGUCUGCGUCCAAAUGUGCGCUGAGCAACCAACUUAUUGCUACCCCAACGGUUGCUACAAGAAAGCUGAAGCCAGAAGGAAAGCUGAGCCUGUUCCGGUUCCUCAAAUGCAAGUGUCUCAACUCCAAACUGAUAAGACCAAACCAAUGUCCUUCCUUGUCGACGAUCAAAGCGGAUUCAUGGAGAAUUUGUUGACAAACAAGUAUGUUGCUGAUAACAAGCCGGAUAGAAAACCACUUCACGAUAAGGAGUCCUUCCAAGAAUUGCACCGAGACCCCUUCAGAGACCGUUAUCAAUCAAUUUUCAAAUACAAGAAGACACCGAAGGUUCACCUUAGGUACAACUUGAGAGAACAAGUGAAACAUAUGAAGUCAGACGUUAUUAAGAUUGAGAAAAUAGACGUGUCCAAGACAAGAUGGCCGGCCGGUGAAAAGAAGCAGUUCUUCCUUGAGACACAAAAUGAAGAAAAAACUGGAGCCAAUCCUAACAAAUUCUUCCCAGCGGUCAUGUUAGAUAAUGGCCCAGUACAAUAUCAAUCCAAGUUCUUCAAGAGAGAUUUAACUAAAAAAUACGCACCUCCUGAAGACAACAUAGAUGAAGUAGAAAAAUUAGUUACAAACAAAACUUUUUCACUAGAAAACCUGAUUGAAAACCUAAUAGAAAGUAGCUUUGGGCCGCUUGUAAAUGACACUGAAUUGGAUUUAAAUGUAAAUCUAGAUUAUGCUUUAGAUAAUAAUAACAGUGCGACAACAAUAGAACCUAUAACAUUGCCCAAUAAAAGAAGCAUUUUCGAUAAAAACAUGAUGAUAAUUAUAAAUGAGACAACAAACGUCAUGGGUCUUAACGAGACAAAUCAAAAUUUAGACAUGAAUAAGUACACAGACGAUACCAAAAAUGAGAUGUUUAAAAAUAUUUUUAACGAUAUGAUCGCGUCGUUAUCAAAACAUAUAGAGAAAAAUAAUAAUAAUAGUAUGGAAAUGAUGGAGCAUGUUCUUGGUCAUAAAGUUUAUGAUAAAACUGAAAGACCCGAGGCACCCACAGUGGAUGAACUGCAUGUUGAUAUUACCACUAGCGAUAAUGGGAGAGGAAAUAGUGUAGAGGCUGCUAGUACUGGUACUACCGAAGCACAUGUGGAGUCAGUCACAACAAAAAGAGAUGAUUUCAUUUUACCGAAAAAAAGUCACCAGAGGCUUGCAAGAAAAUUACACAAUAGCAAAACAAAUUAGUAUUAAUAAGACGGAAAUGACAAUAAAAUUGACGUCUGAAGUGCGAUUAGAUUAAACUUCACAAUUAAAAAGGUCACAAUUCUGUCACCUAUAGACAAAAUUAAUUAACGGACUAGACCUAAUAAGUAAGUAAGUUAAUAAUAAGUAAGUUUGCGUCCUCUAACAUGAUGGACUAAUGUUAUGGGCGAUAGGCUGAUCCCUUAUCACCAUAAGGUUCAUCAUAUCCAUCUUAGGACUUCGUAUCAACAGUGGCUGCAAGUUGUCUUUGAUUACUUGUGGCUCUGCCCACCCCAUUUGGGAUUACGGGCGUGAGUUUAUGUAUGUAUGUAUGUAUGUACCUAAUAAGUAAGGUACUUGCGAUAAUGAUAGUACCUACGUAAUUAUAUGUGAAUAUUUCCAAUUUGCUCCAGUGGUUUGACUUGGGUUAAUGAAGUCGUUUGAUAGACUUAAUGGGAAAGCAAGA
Messenger RNA from Pectinophora gossypiella (pink bollworm), 2059 nucleotides. RefSeq lists its product as uncharacterized. The transcript is spliced from 3 exons. The record is from RefSeq and is a predicted model, not a curated record. NCBI's taxonomy places the organism in Eukaryota, Metazoa, Arthropoda, Insecta, Lepidoptera, Gelechiidae. The coding region runs from base 181 to 1596 and encodes 471 amino acids.